UGAGCGAAACCUUGCCAUGUUGGCGCCGAUGGAGCCACGGUACCAACUGUGAAAGGCUGAAUUUCCAGCCGUGGUACGGUGGAGACUGCGACAAAGUGAGCUGUGACUAUGCAACUGGAUGCUGGAUGUUGGUCAGACGGUUUCUCCUUCAGCAGCUGUUGUUUCUCACGUCCUCCGGAAUGUUUUGAUGAGAUGUUCACCUUUGAACGCUGCUGCUUGGUGUCUUCUGCUGAGCUUAAGCUCUCCGAUUUUCGGAAAAGGUGGCCGGCCCUGGCUUGGAACAUCAGGGGCCCCUAUGGUGCAGCCAAAGGCGUCCGCCAUCCGCGCUGGCGCCGCCGCGCGACGCAGGUGCUGCGUCGCGCGCGGAGGCAGCUGAGGAGGGCCUGGCGGAGCCUUGCCAGCGGAGCAGGUGUUGUGGUUGCAAUCAGUGAGCUUCUCGCCUUCUAUGUCCUCAAGCUUGACUGGUUCCGCCAUGACCCGGGCGCUGGACUGGGACCGCUCUCGGCGGAGCUUCGACGCUACGAGAUCCGCAGCUGGCAGCGGCUGCGGCAGGGGAUGGAACAGACACGCCAGGCACCCUUCGAGGCGUGCGCGUGUGCGGGGAAAGGUUACGACAUGCUGAUGGCCAUGCGUGAUAACAUCAAGAGGCUUUGGCUCUACCAUCCCAACUUCACCGGAAUGCUCACGAGCCCGGGAGAACCGGCCCAUCACAUGUCCAUGCUGCAGUCCUGCGUGGAGCCUCGAAUGGCUCAGGAGGCUCUGCUGCUUUUCGAGCAGACGUCGCUUCAAACGAACUGCGUAUCUGGAGAUGUUGCCACCAACAUCGCAGUAGCUCAAGCGUGCAUUCUGCAACGAAAGUGGGAUCGGGCAGCAGAGCUGUACCUGUUGGCCUUUGCACUGGUGGUGCUAGCUCCAUGGACAGACUGUUUGACGCUCUCCUUCUGGGACCUGACGGCGGAGGACGUGGUGUACAACGCCGCCCGCCUGCUGGCGCCGAGCCGCCGCGCAGCGGUGCCGUUGACGCCGCGGCAGGCGGUGCGCCAAGUGGCCUGGCGCCGGAGUCCGUAUCGCUUGAUGCCGGUGCACCAGAAUCGCUGCGAUGGUCCCAUUGCACUGGAUGGUUUUUGCUUAGAAUCUGGCGCAAUCGUGGUUCCCAAAUGGCGUGGAAGUGAUGUCAGAACUGCCCUCUGCGCGGAGUUUGGUGCAUUUGAUAGCCCUAAUCUGGUCAAAGAGGUAAAGUUGGAGCAGAUUCAACAGGAUGUGGACCCCUCUGGGGAACUCAAAAACCUUCAGGCCUUUCUGGUGCCAGUAGGCACGCCCUUCCCCAACGUUUGGCAUGCGCUACACUGGUGGGUGCCUGCUUUAGCCUUGAAGGAGGAGCGCGGAUGGCUGGCAACAGAACUUCAGGUCGUUAUCGUUUUUGACAACCAGCCACGGCAUGGGGAAGCGCGCUGGGACAUCCAGAGGCCCCAGAGCGAAACCCUUGUCACCUUCGCUGCCUUUCACCAGCCCAUCCUUCGGGCACUGUCGGCGCAUCCGGUGCUUCUCCUGGCGCACACGGAGAAGAUCUGCUUCCAACAAGGAACUGUGGGUUUCCGCUCCUUUCGCUAUGACAUGAAAGAGCCUCAAAUGAGUCGCCAGCACUUGGCUCUCUUUCGGCGGGCCCUGGCUCUGCAUGCUGGUGUCACAUUGGCGAAAGAAACCCAGUGUGAGGUGUUGAUCAUCAACAGGGCGGCAGGUCGCCCCAGACACAUCUCCAACCUUCACCUGGUGACUGCGCGGCUUCGGUCGCUGUCACGUUUCGCGCGUGCACCGGGACUUCGGGUCCUGAGCCGUGCGUUGGAAUCCCACUCGCUCCUGGAGCAGUUUGCGCUAGCCUCACAGGCAGACGUGUUGGUUGGUGCACAUGGUGCCGGCUUGGCAUGGAUGGUGGCCAUGAACCCAGGUUCCGCCGUGCUGGAGCUGAUGCCGACGCUCCCGGGCUAUGUGGCCUGCGUGGACACCUGGGAUCAUCCGCGGAACCUGCGACAUAGCAUCUAUGGAGGCCUGGCCCACUUUGUUGGACAGCAUCACAUCUGCAUCAAAGGCAACGGCACCAUGCCUCUGAGCUUCGAGGUGGACAACUUCCGCGAGAAAUCCUUCGAGGUUCCGCUGCAGCUGACCGCCCAGCGGGUCCGCGAAGCUGUCGCCAUGACGCGGGGGCUCGGCCAAAAAAGGUCGGAUCAGCGGCCACGGGGCGAGAACGCUUGGGGAGGUGGGGGGUUGGGACUGACUGUGAAAAAUGGGUUGAGAAUGGUUGAGUUAUUUUUUUCUGAUAUAUGUGGGGGGAAAGAAAGGAAAGAAGCAACCCAUCAUUUUGGUGAUACAGUGAUACGGUAA
Messenger RNA from Cladocopium goreaui, 2379 nucleotides. NCBI's taxonomy places the organism in Eukaryota, Dinophyceae, Suessiales, Symbiodiniaceae. The record is from the annotation of a GenBank genome assembly.